AUGGAGGCUACGGGGUCUGCCCAGCCGGGGUGGCGCUGCCCCGAUGCUCUGGGGAAGCUCCUGCCUUGCUUCUGCUUUCUCUGCUCCCUGGUGACUUAUGCGCUGGUGGGGGCCGCCCUUUUCUCGGCCAUUGAGGGUGGCCACAACCUGGAGGUAGAGGACCAGGAGUUUGAGGAGUUCUUGAAGGCACUCUGCAACAUCUUGCAAUGCAACAGGACAGUUGAGGAAAGCAGGCGACGGGCCCUCCGGGUGCUGCUGCAGAAGGUGAAACCGCAGUGGCUGCCCCGCUUCUCCGACUGGUCCUUCCUGAGCUCGCUCUUCUUCUGCUGCACGGUCUUCACCACGGUGGGUUACGGCCACACCUACCCUGUCACCAGACUGGGCAAGUACCUGUGCAUGCUCUACGCACUCUUGGGCAUCCCCCUCAUGUUCCUGGUCCUCACCAACAUAGGCGACAUCCUGGCCGCCAUCUUUUCCACAUCCUACAACCACUUCCGGAAGUUCCUUUCCCGAAGGCCUGAGCACCCCGGGGGGUGUGCCCCACUGCCCUGCAGGAGAAGGCCUGUGGAGGCCAGGCCUGCGGCUGAAGACACUCCGCCGGGGGUCGUGCUCUGUGCUGAAGAGCUCCGGGACCACAAGCCGAGCCCGAGUCCCUCAGCCCAGAAGGCCAACUCUGAGCUGUUCAAGCAUCUUCUUAGCCGAGACAAACAGCACACACUGCAGCUGCCCCCACCAGGCCUGGAGCGAAGCAGCUCGUGUCCCGAGCUGGUGACCGGCAGGCUCUCGGGCUCCAUCGUUAGCAACCUGGACGAGGUAGGGCGGCAGGUGGAGCGGCUGGAUGUGCCCCUGCCAGUCAUUGUGCUGGUGGUGACGGCCUACAUCUCCUGCGCGGCUGCUGUGCUGCCCAUGUGGGAGAAGCAACUGGACUUCGAGAAUGCCUUCUACUUCUGCUUCAUCACGCUGACCACCAUCGGCUUUGGGGACACGGUCUUGGACCACCCCAAUGUCUUCAUGUUCUUCUCCAUUUACAUCAUCAUUGGCAUGGAGAUCGUGUACAUCGCGUUCAAGUUGAUGCAAAAUAGGCUGAUUUAUGUCUACAAGAAACUGCUGCUCUUCUUCGCUGGAGGGAAGGUUUAUAUCCCCGUGAGAAAGUGA
This is a messenger RNA of Echinops telfairi (small Madagascar hedgehog), 1155 nucleotides long. RefSeq names its product potassium two pore domain channel subfamily K member 18 (gene KCNK18). Lineage: Eukaryota; Metazoa; Chordata; Mammalia; Afrosoricida; Tenrecidae. Gene Ontology annotation, biological process: potassium ion transmembrane transport; stabilization of membrane potential. Bases 1 to 1155 code for a protein of 384 amino acids. The transcript has 3 exons. Gene Ontology annotation, cellular component: membrane. Gene Ontology annotation, molecular function: potassium ion leak channel activity. The record is from RefSeq and is a predicted model, not a curated record.